Messenger RNA from Somion occarium, 1725 nucleotides. Lineage: Eukaryota; Fungi; Basidiomycota; Agaricomycetes; Polyporales; Cerrenaceae. The record is from the annotation of a GenBank genome assembly.
GUACUUAAUAAUAUUAUGUCUUAGUACAACAGUAGCUAUUGUACGCGUGUGGCGUAAACAACGCGCAAACAAAUGAACGCGUUGCAUACGUCCGCAGGCGUCUCGACGCGUUCUCAACAUACUUGCUCUAUGAACUUUCAACACUCACAAUCUAAAUCUCUACUUUACCAUGGCUAAACGUCCUGUUCUAGCAAGCAGUGAAAGUGAAGAAUUCGAAGAGAGUUCUGCGGCUGAGACAUCUGAGUCUGAGCCUGUGAAGAAACCCUCGAAGUCUGCCCCCAAGAGAAACACGCGUGCUUCGAAGUCCAAGAAGCGUUCAGAGACGGAAGAUGAGGAUGAGGACGAGGAUGAGGAAGAAGAGAAGCCGGCACCCAAGAAACAGAAGUUAGACAAGGGUAAAGUAGCUGUGAAGAAAUCAUCAAGCAAUGAACCUAAAGAAGAUGAGACAGACGGCUCUGCCAUCCGCACGGACAAAGAUGGUUCGAAGUAUGUAGAGCUGGGCAAGAAGCGGAGAGCAGCAGUUCGCGAAUUCAAGGGUGUCGUCUACCUGGACAUUCGCGAAUUCUAUGAAAAAGGAGGCGAAGAGCUUCCGGGUAAGAAGGGCAUUUCUCUCAACCUAGAACAGUGGGAGGCGUUGAAGCAAAAUGCCCAUACAAUCGAUUCGUUGUUUGCAAAGAAGAAGUGACGGCUUCUUCUACGCAUUAGCUCCGACACUAGGUGUUCAGGUCUGUGUUCUUGUUUCAUUACGAAGUGCUCUAUUGUAUUUCUAUCUGGUUGCUCUACUACGUAUGUCCCAAGUCACAGCGCCGUCAUGCAAGCCCCGCAGCUGCGUCAUGUGCACCUCGCAAUCCACCUUGAACAAGAAGACCUCGCAUCCACGCUUUCCAUUUCACGAGACUAGCUUGCAUAUCUAACACAGUCUCCGUAAGGAUCAGCCCCCGAUAUGAAGUUUCGAACCGCCUACGAGAAGCGUCGUGAGCGUCAGGCAAGGACAGAAACACUAGAAGACAUACCACCAACUCGUGAAGUAGUCAUAGAGGACGCCAAGAAGACCUCUCUGGUACAUUUCCGCGCUGAGUCGACGUUUAUCGUCCUGCCAGAUUGCUCGAGUGCAAUACUUGGCGGUGAUGAGGAAUACUCGUAUCUGACGAAGAUAUCAGUGCGAUUCCACGGGCAUGGUCAAUGUUGUUAUCUACUUUCGAAUGAGUGGUCGCAAGAGCAUGAUCCAAAUUCCUACAUGAGGAUAUGCUUGAGUUCACGUGAUAUGGUUGCGACGAAAUUACCCACCGUGUUAAGUCGUUCAACUUCAGUACCAUCAACACUCGUCUUGGAACCCGUCGUAAUACAUCGAACACGGAGACGAGCAGCCCCUCAUGUUGGAUGACCGCGUUUCGUAUAAUUUCCAUCUCCUUUUCACUAGGCCCAUUGAGAUCGACGAUACUACCGGGUCGUUGGAAACUCGGAUUUGACUCAUCGAAGAAUUCGUCCCAAGAACCUUUUAACGCCGCCCGACCUAUUCAGCCAGAUUAGAUGCAAAUGAGAGUCAAUAAUUAGACAUGGGACGCACCGGUGAUUGCAGCCUCGAACACGGGAUACUGAUGAAAAUACUGUUCAGCUGAGAUUCGAUGGACAAUAUACUGAAGACCUCACCAGAUCAUCGUCUACAUUGCCCACAAGCUUCGCGUACUUCCUUCGCUCACCAUUUGUAGCCGCAGAAGAAGGUUU